CAUAGUGGAAAAACCAGUUUGCAUGAAUACUUCUGACAGAAUUCCUCCACCUAUUGAGACUGAGGGGCCGGGGUCUGUAGAGAAUUUAGAGUUGAAGAUCUGAGUGAGACCUGCAGCCCCUGGUUAGAGGCAGUUCUGGGUGCAAACUCCCAGGCUUUGGCAGGACACCCCUCUACUGAGCUUUACUGGACUCUCCCUUGGCUGUACUAGUACUGACUCCCAAAUAACAAGUGUUUUCCGCUGGGACCCUGGUCUAUUUACUUUUAACCACAGGGGUCUUACAAUAAUUUAACAAACUAGAUAACAAUAGUGUUUUCCCACCAUAACAUCUCCAAAGGUAACUGUCCAGCUGUUGUUAGAGCAGCAACUCCCACAGCCCCCACCACAAGGAAUUUACAUGGCUGGGAGUUGUAGCACAACAAUAGAGACACAAUACUUGUAACUGAUUUGGGUACACAUUCCACUCUAUGAGCAGUAGAUGGUGCCCAAGCCCAGCAAAUGAAUUGGUUGCCUAGCAACAUGUCACGCUAGGAAGUGCUUUCAUGAAAACAACAGCAAGGCCUGGGAGAGAAGAGAACGGAGGGAGCCGGAGAAGAGACCUGCUCUGCCGUUCGAUGACAUGGACAUUACAAAGGGGAGCCUAGAUGAAAUAGCGAGACCUGCUUCUUCCUCCAGAUCCCGUCCAGGUAGUCGGGUUUCCACUUCUUUGUCAACAGAGAAGCCAAAGCGUAGUUCAACUUCUUUGUCUUUGGAAAUAUUGAACCCUGAGCCUGGUUUUUCAGAGAUGCCUUCACAACUAUGUUUGGGACUUGAGACCUGUGAAACACAUUUGGAAGCAGGAAGAAAAACUCCUAUAGAACAUCAUGACCAGCUCUUAGGACAGAAACAUUUCUCAAAGAACUCUGCGGAAGACUAUGAAUGCCAUAGAAGAGAUGAGAUAAAUUUUGAUCACCCGUUUCCACAGAAGGAAAUAGAUCUCCUUUCUCAUGAGUCUGAAGAUGAAUUUUUAGACUUGCCAUCUGCUGAGUUUGAGGAUGCAUGUGAAAAUGAUGAAGAUCCAAAAGAUGAUCAAGAUAUUGCUGAUGAUAAAGCCAUUGACCCUAAGAUGGAAAGAGCCAUAAAAAGGAUGCAGGCUUUGGAUGACAUCUUACAGAGAAAGCUGGCCAAGGAGAAGGAGGUGAAAGCUCAAGGCCUUGAGAUCCGCAUAAAGCUGUGGGAAGAACUCCAGCGUGCAACAAUACAGUCUUCUGCACGGAGCCAUGAAGAAAACAUGAACACCAGCAAGUUCCUGGCCUUAACCCCACAGCUGGAUGAAAUGGAAGACGCAGCCAGUGUGCAGAUGUGCAAUAUAUUUUCCCCUGUAUUUCCUACUCAGUUGCCCAAUGAAGACCCUGUAGAGGAUGAUGAUCACAAGACUCUGCAAGGUAACAUGACUGGUGCAGAUUCAAGUGACAGAUCAGAUUGCAAAACAAGGCACAGUAAAGGGCAAAAGAAAGAAGUGGAUUUUAUUCAAAGGAAUAUUGAGUUGGCAAAGGAUGCCGGGGCCUAUAUCCUUCUGAUGGAUGAUGAGAAGUUACGAUUGGAGCAGCUACUGGAAGAUAUUCAGGAAGGCUGCAGCGAUGAAGAUAUUACCGGAGAUGUGUCUGGCUGGAUAGUUCCAGGAGAAGGCUAUACUCCAGAACCUGAUGAAUAUGACCAACUGGCAGAAAUUGAUUCUCGGUUGCAGAUGGUCAGAUGCAGUGAGGAGUCCCUUGAAACCAGUCUCAGUGAUUCAAGAAUUCUCAAAGAGGUUUUUCAGGAAGUCUUACUUGAGAAAAAUGGAAAUUCCGACUCCGCACCCGGUGAGCAGGUUUUGCGUAACACAAAGGAGCUCAGAGAUCAGAAAAUGCGUCUCCGAGAGAUCGACCAGCAGCUACAAGAUAUGGAGAGAAACAGCAUAACUCCAAUGAGCCUUGUAUCACGCUACAGCUUUUCAGCUGACUCACCUGUAUAUGCAUAGGCUUUAAAUUAAAUACAGGAUUGGACUAAUUUUGUGCAGUGACUACUUAGCUUUGAUGACCAAUGAUUAUUAAAUGUGUUGCUGAUGCUGUUGGGUAAGCCACCACUCUUGUAAGUAGAAUAAAGUUUUGGUUAUUAUUCUAGGAAUGGAAGAAAAUCCUGAAAGUUACGAGGUAGCAUUAUUAUACUAGGG
Xenopus laevis (African clawed frog) is the source of this 2191-nucleotide messenger RNA. It is a transcript of the gene fsip1.L, whose product is annotated as fibrous sheath interacting protein 1 L homeolog. NCBI's taxonomy places the organism in Eukaryota, Metazoa, Chordata, Amphibia, Anura, Pipidae. The record is from RefSeq and is a predicted model, not a curated record. The transcript has 11 exons. Bases 620 to 1999 code for a protein of 459 amino acids.